Molecule: messenger RNA, 1166 nt
Organism: Ilex paraguariensis (yerba mate)
Lineage: Eukaryota; Viridiplantae; Streptophyta; Magnoliopsida; Aquifoliales; Aquifoliaceae
Source: the annotation of a GenBank genome assembly
CACAUUUCCAGUAGCGCUCCUCUCUCUCUCCCCCUCACUGCAUAAACAAAAUAUCUCACCAUAUUGCACCAACGCUAACGAAGAAGACCAACCGACCUACCGACAGAGACUGCGAAGAAACGAAAUCGCUCUUCAUAUAGCUUAAUAAGAAGAAGAAGAAGUAGAAGAUGAGCCGACAUCCUACUGUAAAGUGGGCCCAGAGGUCUGAGAAACUGUUUAUCACCAUUGAUUUACCGGAUGCAAAAGAUGUGAAGCUUAAACUGGAGCCAGAGGGAAAGUUCUCCUUUUCUGCUACUGGUGGAGCAGAUAACAUACCUUAUGAAAUAGAUAUGGAUCUGUACGACAAGGUUGCUGUAAAUGAGAGCAAGGCUAAUAUUGGCUCAAGAAAUAUAUGCUACCUCAUAAAGAAGGCAGAAAAUAAAUGGUGGAGCAGACUGUUGAAGCAAGAGGGAAAACCACCAGUGUUUUUGAAAGUUGAUUGGGACAAAUGGGUUGAUGAAGAUGAGCAGGACAAUAAACAUGGAGCUGAUAUGGACUAUGGCGAUUUUGAUUUCUCAAAACUUAACAUGGGUGGGGAUGGAGAUUUUGACCUUGAUGCUGAUGGUGUUGACAAGGAUGAAGGAGAUGACAUUGACACUGAAGGGACUGAGGAAGCAGCCCCUUCUACUAGUGAAGUGCCUCCUAGUAGUAAACCUGAGGCAAAAGCUUGAGAGCUUUCGGGUAUUUGUGCAUUUUGUUUUGGACUUCUAAUCCACCGUUAUACUCGGUGUUAUGUGAAUGUUAGAUAGAAAGAGAAAAACUGUCUCCAGCGUAGUUGUGCUUGGUUUUUGAUCUGUCUAAAACUACAUGCAAUAGAGGUAUUUAUCACACUCCUACGUCUGUCAACGAAAUCUGUUUUGCUUUAUGUACCAUGCAUCUUAAAAGAUCCUGAAUCUACCUCGCAUUUUGGUCGAGAAAAGAGAAAGUACACUUCCAGCCUACUUGGUAGUUAGACAGCUAAAUGUGGUGUCUAAUGAUGUGGAAAUGGUGUUCUGGGCUGUUGUAUCUCAUUUAUGCUGUCACACUGUGUUGCACCUGUUUGUUCAAAACUUCGGUGGGAGGAGUUCAAUUUAUAUGCCAUGUGAUUGAAUGAGGACACUCAAGAAGGAUGAAAAAUUCUCUCCUCA